CCCCCCACCCCCAACCGUGGGGAUCCCCAAAUCCAGAUGGCCCCCGGGCCCGCCCUCCCUGCCACGUGACCAGGAGGUUGUGCAAUCCAGCCCCCUCCCCUGACCCCCUCCCUGAGGGGAUUUUCGAGGAGGGCUGAGCUCCGGCCAGCCAGCACCCCUGCCCCCCCCAGGGGGCUGGGCCAAGGUAUAAAUAGGGGUGGCUGCCGCAGCAGCAGCACACCCAGCCCGCACCACCAUGCUCGCCCUGGACGCUGCACAGCUCGAAGGUCCACACUUCAGCUGUCCGCACCCAGAUGGAGUCUUCUACGACCUGGACAGCUGCAAGCACCCCGGCUACCCCGAUUCAGAGGGGGCUCCUGACUCCCUGUGGGGUUGGACUGAGGGCCCAGCUGUCCCAGCCUCCUCUUUUGAAGCCUACGACUCGGCCGUGGCCACCUUCAGCCAACCCCAGGGUGUCCAGCUCUGCUACGGACCCUCGACCUACAGCCCCGUGGGAAGCCUCGACCCGGCCCCCAGCCUGGAGGCCCCGGGGCCCGGCUUCCCAGUGUACCCCAUGGAGGACCUCCCCAGCCAGACCCUGGGCCCCCUGGCGUACGCCCCGUACCCCAGCCCCGUGCUGUCGGAGGAGGAAGAUCUCCUGCUGGACAAUCCCACCCUGGAGGUCUCGGACAGCGAGUCGGAUGAGGCCCUCAUGGGUGGCCCCGAGGGAAGGGCAUCUGAGGCAGGGGCCCGGAAGAAGCUGCGCCUCUACCAGUUCCUGCUGGGUCUGCUGACGCGCGGAGACAUGCGCGAGUGCGUGUGGUGGGUGGAGCCCGGCACCGGCGUCUUCCAAUUCUCCUCCAAGCACAAGGAGCUGCUGGCGCGCCGCUGGGGCCAGCAGAAGGGCAACCGCAAGCGCAUGACCUACCAGAAGCUGGCGCGCGCCCUGCGCAACUACGCCAAGACGGGCGAGAUCCGCAAGGUCAAACGCAAGCUCACCUACCAGUUCGACAGCGCGCUGCUGCCCGCCGCCCGCCGGGCCUGAGCCCAGGGGGGCUCUCAGGGGCUCCACGCCUGUGUCACGUCGGCGUCCCCACACCCUAGGUCAGAGGACCCGCGGAUACCCGCACUGCGGGGGAGGAGGGCUGCCUUAAUCCCUAAGCCCUGCCCAGGGUCCCUCUGGGACCCCCCAAUCGUGUCUGGGGCCUCUCUGGGAUUCCCUUGUCAUGUCCAGGAGCCCCAGGAUCCUCAUGUCUCGGGUCGCAGGACCCAUAGACGACUCUGCUAUGUGUCUGUGUGGAGCGAGGCGGGGCAUUGCUUCCAGAAUCCCAAGAACGCCUCUGGGAUCCCCUUAUGAUGUCUGAGACCCCCCAACCAGGCCGGGGACCUCCCUGAGAUCCCAUUUGUGUCUGAGAUCCUUCAGUAUCAUCUGGGGGAGAGUGAGCCCGCAGAUCAUCACGCCAGGAGGGGCGCCUACCAGCAACCUUAAGCCCUGUCCAGGGUCUUUCUGGGAUCCCCUACUCAUGUCUGGGUCCCUCAAGUCAGAUCUGGGAUGUCCUAGUUAUGUUUGGGGCCCUCUGUGAAUUCUUUAUCACGUCUCAGAUCUCUGUACCCAUCUGUGACUCUCUUGUCCUAUCCGUCCCCUCCCAAUCCCUUUGUCAUCUUUGGGAUCGCCUAAUUUUCUGGAACUUUUCUGUGUGUGGAAUUCUCCAGUCACGUCUAGGGCCCCUCUGGGAUCAUUUUGUCAUGUCUGAAAUCACCCUUGUCAAAUCUAGGGGGACCUCAGUGAACCUUGUCAUGUCUGGGUCACCUCUGGUAUCCCCAUCUGAAAUGCCCCUUUGGGGACCCCACCAGCAGCCCUGUGUUCUCAUGGGACGGUUCCUCUCCUGGGGAAACCUCGUGGGGCCAUGCCGGGGACCAUUCUGGCUAAUCAACUGGUUUCUGGGUGAUCUUGUCAGCCCUCCCAUGUCAUUUCUAACCAGAGGUCUCAAACUGGUGACAGCCUCCCCGUCCCGCAGGGCAAAUCAGGUCCCUGGUGGUGGUUAGUUCACUGUGGCGGGUUUUUUUUUUUUUUUUUGAGGGGGGAUGCGAAUUAGCUGACAUUUCAAAAUAGGGCCGUUUUGCAUAAUCCUUCACUUAAAACUUUGCACAAUCCAGCAAUGGUGGGCCAGCUUUGCAGUGUGGAGAGGCUGGAGCAGGGUGGCACUGUCUCCUAAAGGGACCUCUGUUCUCCAAUCUGCCCCAGUCCCGGCCACCCCUGGCUGUCACACCCCAGUGGCUUCUCUCAGUUGCUCGUUGGGCCCCAACCAUUUGCGUUUUGACCCCUGAUGUGAACCCAGCUGGAGGUGAAGCCUGGA
This is a messenger RNA of Diceros bicornis minor, 2336 nucleotides long. It is a transcript of the gene SPIB, whose product is annotated as Spi-B transcription factor. Gene Ontology annotation, biological process: regulation of transcription by RNA polymerase II; cell differentiation. The transcript has 6 exons. The record is from RefSeq and is a predicted model, not a curated record. The coding region runs from base 236 to 1024 and encodes 262 amino acids. Gene Ontology annotation, cellular component: nucleus. Gene Ontology annotation, molecular function: sequence-specific DNA binding; DNA-binding transcription factor activity, RNA polymerase II-specific. NCBI's taxonomy places the organism in Eukaryota, Metazoa, Chordata, Mammalia, Perissodactyla, Rhinocerotidae.